AAAUUUUUCAGUUCAUUUAGAGUAAAUAAAUUCUACUAUUCCACUGAUUCGAGACGUCAUCUGGUAGUCAAUUUGUACAUUUCUUGUUUUCAUCUGUUGGUAAAAAUUCUUCAUAAAAGUCAUCUUCAACCGAUUGAAAUCUCAAGUACCGGUAAAUAUUCAAUGAUGAAAUUGUCAUUACUGUUGGUGGCGCUCUGUGCCGUUUGUACAUUUGCUGCUGAAGAGCAGAAGAAAGAAACUACUAAAGAAUUAAAUUAUGGAACUGUCAUUGGUAUCGACUUGGGAACAACAUAUUCUUGUGUCGGAGUUUUCAAGAAUGGUCGUGUAGAAAUUAUUGCUAAUGAUCAAGGUAAUCGUAUCACACCAUCAUAUGUUGCAUUCACUGAGGAAGACAGGCUCAUUGGUGAUGCUGCGAAAAAUCAGCUGACGUCCAAUCCUGAAAAUACAGUUUUUGAUGCAAAACGUCUUAUUGGUCGUUCUUGGGAUGAAAAAUCUGUUCAGAGUGAUAUCAAAUUCUUCCCUUUUAAAGUAGUUGAGAAAAACAAGAAGCCACAUAUCAAAGUCAACACAAAAACUGGUGAAAAGACAUUUGCAUCUGAAGAAAUCAGUGCCAUGGUUUUGGGCAAAAUGAAAGAAAUCGCAGAGGCAUAUUUGGGAAAGAAGGUUACUCAUGCUGUUGUUACAGUACCAGCUUAUUUUAAUGAUGCUCAAAGACAAGCAACAAAAGAUGCAGGAGUUAUUUCUGGUCUGAAAGUCUUGAGAAUCAUUAACGAGCCAACUGCAGCUGCCAUUGCAUACGGUCUUGAUAAAAGAGAGGGAGAGAAGAAUAUCCUGGUCUUUGAUUUGGGUGGUGGAACUUUUGAUGUAUCUUUGCUUACAAUCGACAAUGGUGUUUUUGAAGUAGUUGCCACAAAUGGAGACACUCACUUGGGUGGCGAAGAUUUUGAUCAACGUGUUAUGGACUACUUUUUGAAAUUGUACAAGAAAAAGAAGGGAAAAGAUGUAAGAAAGGAUAACAGGGCUGUACAGAAACUCAGAAGAGAAGUGGAAAAAGCAAAACGUACUCUUUCAACCCAACAUAGCGCCACAGUUGAAAUUGAAAGUUUCUAUGAAGGCGAAGACUUCUCAGAGACAUUGACCAGAGCUAAAUUUGAAGAAUUGAAUAUGGAUCUUUUCCGUUCCACUAUGAAACCAGUUCAAAAAGUCUUGGAAGAUUCAGACUUGCAAAAGAAGGAAGUCCAUGAAGUUGUAUUGGUGGGAGGAUCUACUCGUAUUCCUAAAAUCCAACAACUUGUUAAAGAAUUCUUCAACGGAAAAGAACCAAACCGUGGUAUCAAUCCUGAUGAGGCUAUCGCUUUCGGUGCUGCUGUACAAGCUGGAGUAUUGGGCGGAGAGGAAAACACUGGUGAUCUUGUCCUGCUUGAUGUCUGCCCUCUCACUCUCGGUAUUGAAACAGUUGGAGGCGUCAUGACCAAGCUCAUCCCUCGUAACACUGUCGUCCCUACCAAAAAAUCUCAGAUUUUCUCAACUGCUUCAGACAACCAACCCACUGUGACAAUUAACGUUCUGGAAGGUGAACGUCCAAUGGUUAAAGAUAACCAUCAUCUUGGUAAAUUUGACUUGACUGGAAUCCCACCUGCACCGAGAGGAGUACCUCAAAUCGAGGUAACCUUCGAGAUUGAUGUGAACGGUAUCUUGAGAGUAUCUGCUGAAGACAAGGGAACUGGUAACAAAGAAAAGAUUACCAUUAAAAACGAUGAUAAUAGACUUUCAAAAGAAGAUAUUGAACGUAUGAUUAAAGAUGCAGAGACUUAUGCAAGCGAUGAUCAGAAGGUGAAAGAAAAGGUAGAAGCAAAGAACGAGAUUGAAAGUUAUGCUUAUUCUUUGAAAAAUCAAGUUGGCGAUAAAGAAAAGCUUGGCGGUAAACUCUCUGAUGAAGACAAGGAAAAGGUAACAACUGCUAUCGAUGAAACUAUCAAGUGGAUUGAUGAACAUCAAGAGGCUGAAAAGGAAGAAUUUGAAGCGCAGAAGAAAAAAUUAGAAGAAAUUGUUCAACCCAUUGUUUCUAAGAUUUAUCAAGGUGCUGGUGGUGCAGAAGGUGAACAACAACAACAACAGCAAGAAGAAAAGGACGAGUUGUAAUAAGACUCUCAAAAAAAACUGAAAAAAAAUAUAGGAUUAAUCGGACUUCCGCUCUGGGUAUUGGGAGUCCAACGUAUGCAAAAAGAGAUCGUAUAUAAUGCACUUGUGAAAUCAAGUGGUUAAUCAGGACGACUACUGGUUUUUUCCAUUGUUAAUUUUCAAUUAGCGAUCUUUCCGUACUGUGUAUUUAGACGUGAAUAACGGCAUCUUCCGUUAACACCCUUGCAGUCGACUUUUCUUGUGGCUACUGCUUUACGUUGUCGCGAUAUUUGGAUUUUGUUCUCUAGACAUUAUUUAUUUGUUAGAAAAUAUUAUGCGUUGACUUUCAUAACAUGGUCUAUUUUGGAGAUUGUGCACAAUAUGAGCGAGUUUUGAUAAAA
Styela clava is the source of this 2522-nucleotide messenger RNA. Its product is annotated as endoplasmic reticulum chaperone BiP-like. Lineage: Eukaryota; Metazoa; Chordata; Ascidiacea; Stolidobranchia; Styelidae. Gene Ontology annotation, molecular function: ATP binding; ATP-dependent protein folding chaperone. The record is from RefSeq and is a predicted model, not a curated record.